AAAGUAUAAAAAGACACAGAAAAUCAUCAGAAGUCAUCAGUUUCCAAGCUUCGUUCUCAAAGCAUCAGCUCUCCUUUCAUUCAAACGAAUCAAUAUGAAGAUCUUUGUCGUUCUUUCUGCUCUCGUCUUGGCCGUUUGCGUUGUGAAUAGCCAAUGCAAACCGACAGGCAACACUAACAUCAAUCAAAAUAGCAACGAAAACUCCAACUUCGAUUUUCUGUCCAGUUUUCUCAGCUCGUGGAUUCAACAAAGAAAAGCCAAUGCCGCGGCCAAAGCAGUUACUAGCCGAGCUAGUGUUGAGUCCCCGGUUGCCGUAACCACUGCCAAGCCAGUAGCUGCCGAUGUUCAAGAAGACAAUCAGCAGGUCGCUGAUGAAAUCGAAACACCUGCCGAUGAUAGCGUGGCUGAAGUUGCUUCCAUGGAUGAAUCUGCCCCACGAUCUGAGCUUCAACAAGACGAGCCCCAACAAGACGAGCCCCAACAAGACGAACUUCAACAAGACGUGCUUCAACAAGAACUUCAACAAGACGAGCUUCAACAAGACGAGACCCAACAAGACGAUUUGGCUUCUCAGUUCAAAUUCAUCCAAACGAUGAUGACGAAAGAUCUUUAGAUUUUCUUAGCCCACUAACAAAAUACGACCACGAUGAACGGACUAGUUUUGGUAAAAACUUUUUAACGAAUCAGUAAGAUCGCAGGAUAUGGGAAAUUCACUUUUGUCCUUGUAAUGGCAGAGGUUUAAUGAAUAAAUGAAUGUCUAUUAGCAAA
Messenger RNA from Daphnia carinata, 768 nucleotides. RefSeq names its product probable basic-leucine zipper transcription factor R. The record is from RefSeq and is a predicted model, not a curated record. The transcript is spliced from 2 exons. Bases 95 to 613 code for a protein of 172 amino acids. Lineage: Eukaryota; Metazoa; Arthropoda; Branchiopoda; Diplostraca; Daphniidae.